AUGUUCCAUCACUUGGUCAGUAGUGGGAGAUCCUUACGCAUUUCCUCCAACCCAUCCAUGUUAAGUUGCUUCAAUAAACUUUUGAGGAGGAUGUCACAUGUGCAGGUCGGAGAUAGCGCUGAGAUCUCUAGGACCUUCACUCAGAAAGACGUUAAUCUCUUCUCUGAGCUGACCGGCGAUACUAACCCAUUGCAUUUUGAUGAGGCCUUUGCUAAGAACACAAGAUUUGGAAAACCUGUGGUCCAUGGGGUGCUCCUCAAUGGCCUGGUGUCUGCAGUGUUGGGUACGAAGCUGCCAGGGGACGGCUGUGUGCUUCUUUCCCAGGACAUUCGCUUUCCAGCACCUCUGCAUUCUGGAGAAGAAGUCGUAGCUAGAGCGGAAGUGAAGGCUGUAAAGAGAUCAUUGGCUUUCAUCAAAGUAUCAUGUGUUACUACUGAUGGUGGCCGGACCGUCAUGGAAGGAAUUGUUAAAGUGCUAAUUCCUGGUGUCAACUGAUCGGGGGUUGUAAAUUAUCUUUGGAAUGAAAAAGAGAACAGAGGAUCAUUUUGGGCUUUUUGCCUUUUCAGCACUGAAUAUUGUUAGUGAUUCUUUUAUUACAGAUAUGAAUUCUGCUGCUAAGUUAGCAGCGUUAUAUGGACAGUCAAAACAUUGGUUGACAACUAUUAUCAUCUUUUCAUUUAUAUACAAACAGAUGUAAGAGUAAUAAAGACAAGAAGACCAAUAAUAGUUUUUGUCUUCUCUGCAUGCCCAAAUAAAAUACGGUAUCAAU
Messenger RNA from Hyla sarda, 769 nucleotides. RefSeq names its product hydroxyacyl-thioester dehydratase type 2 (gene HTD2). Lineage: Eukaryota; Metazoa; Chordata; Amphibia; Anura; Hylidae. The coding region runs from base 1 to 495 and encodes 164 amino acids. The record is from RefSeq and is a predicted model, not a curated record. The transcript has a single exon.